This is a messenger RNA of Galeopterus variegatus (Sunda flying lemur), 2984 nucleotides long. RefSeq names its product centrosomal protein of 68 kDa-like. The record is from RefSeq and is a predicted model, not a curated record. The transcript has 5 exons. Lineage: Eukaryota; Metazoa; Chordata; Mammalia; Dermoptera; Cynocephalidae. The annotation marks the transcript as partial.
AUGGAGGAGACCAAGCUUUCGGCCUCUGAGGAGCUACCUCAGACUCUUCAUGUCCCCAGAACUACAGUUGUGUGCUCAGGACAUGAUUCUGAUACCGAAGAUGACCCAUCCCUAGUUGAUUCGCCUCGGGUGCUGGACCUCAGCCAGCGGCCCGACAUCUCCGGUUUCCCUUUCCCGUCACGGUGGAAGUCUGCAGUGAGCCCGGGGACCGCUGCUCCUCAGCCUUCCAGCUGUAGCGUCUCUGCCUCCUCCACAGGCAGCAGCCUCCAGGGUCACCAAAAGAAGGCAGAGCCUCAGAGUUGCUCCCUUGCCAAGGUCUCCUCCUCCCUGGAGCUGGUUGUCCCCCAGGCACCCUCCUCUGUGGUGGGGCCAGGACCUCAGCUCCAGUGGUCGCCACUGCCUGUGUCCUCUGGGGGUGAUGCUGCUGGGCUGGGCAGGAGGCGCCUCUCCUUCCAGGCCGAGUACUGGGCCUGUGUGCUGCCAGAUUCCCUGCCUCCUUCUCCCGAUCGCCAUUCCCCUCUUUGGAACCCAAAUAAAGAGUAUGAAGACCUGCUUGACUAUACUUACCCACUGAGGCCUGGACCUCACCUCCCAAAGCACCUGGACAGCCAUGUGCCAGCUGACCCUGUCCUGCAGGACUCAGGUGUGGACCUGGAUAGCUUCUCUGUCUCCCCAGCAAGCACCCUCAAAUCACCCACUAAUGUCUCCCUGAAUUGCCCACCAGCAGAGGCCACUGCCCUUCCCUUUUCUGGGCCCAGAGAGCCAAGCCUUAAGCGGUGGCCUUCUGGAGUGCACCAGAAGCAGGGCAACAUGGGCUUGGCAUCUUGGAGCAAGCUCGCAUCUACCCCCAGAGACCUAGACAGCAAGAAUGCUCCUCGGGAUAGCAGACAGCCAGCCCUAAGGGGCGUAAAGGACUGGUUACCCAUGGACAAGCGCCUCGAGGUGGGCUCUCCCCAGCUGAGGACAUGGAACAGAGGGUGGCCCUCUCCCAGGCCAGAAAGAGAGAAGGGGGCUGACCAGAGUGUCUGGCACCCUGCCUGCAUGGAGCCUGGAUGGAAAUCAGAGGAGGAGUUGGAGAGUGAGGACGAGUAUCUUGCCCUGCCUACUCGGCUGUCACAGGUUUCUAGUUUAGUUUCGUAUAUAGGUUCCAUUCCCACCUUGGUGACCCUGCGUCCUGGGGCUGCCGAAGGGCAGAGCUCCCUGGAAGUGUCAGAAAGUGACGGGCCGACUUCCCUCCCAUCAGACUCUAGCCAAAGCCAGCUUCCAUCGACAGCCGCCCUGCGAGGGUCUGGGGACCCUGAGGGCCAGAACCACUGUUUCCUGCGCUCCUUGGCCCGUGCUCGGCACUCUGUAGGGGAAGGCGGUCUGGUGAGCAGCCAGGCCCUCGGGGGCUCCUCUGGACUGCUGAAAACACACACCUCCUUGCCAGCUGUGUUGGACCGGUGGCCAUUCUCAGACCCAGAUGCUGAAGGGCAGCUUCCUAGGAAGGGAGGAGAGCAGGGAAAAGAAUCGCUGGUACAGUGUGUGAAGACAUUUUGCUGUCAGCUGGAAGAACUGAUCCACUGGCUGUAUAAUGUCGUAGAUGUUACACACCACGGGAUUCCACCCAGGUCCAAUCUUACAGGUCUCAAGUCUUCUCUGCAGCUUUACCGGCAAUUUAAGAGAGAUAUAGAUGAACAUCAGUCCCUGACGGAGAGUGUCUUACACAAGGGGGAGACUCUUCUUCAGUGCCUGUUGGAUAACACCCCAGUUUUAAAGGACAUCCUUGGGAGGAUUGCGAAGCAGUCUGGUGAGCUGGAGAGCCAUGCAGACCGCCUGUAUGACUCCAUCUUAGCUUCUCUGGACAUGCUGGCUGGCUGUACCCUCAUCCCUGACAAUAAGCUGAUGGCAACAAAGGAGCACCCAUGUGAAGAGGUUUAACCUGGCAACUUCUCAGGCAGAGGUGCAGUCUAUCUGCCAAAACCCGCCUGGUGGGGAAAAAAGCCUUCAAGAAGUCCUUUGCAAGAGUCAUUCAACACUGAAGUCACAGGAGAAACUUUAAUACACUAGCUUUAAAAUACCUUCUCUUCCCUGAAGUAAGGGCUGUUGAGUUACUAUUUUUAUUUACAAUGAAUCCUUCCAAACUAGUUUUCCUUUUGGUGCUUCUCUACUGAGAUGUGACUUUGCAAUUUUAAAAAUUUUUGUGGCAGCUGGCUGGUAGAGGGAUCCAAACCCUUGACCUUGGUGUUACCAAAACCAUGCUCUAACCAACUGAGCUAGCCAGCCAACCCUUGCAAUUUUUGACCAAAUAAGACUUAAGGUCUUGCCUCCCCUCUAUUCAGUUAAAAAAGAGCAGACAAAGAUCCUGACUAUUCCACCUGCUGAGGUCGUUUACAGAAGGCUGAUAUGAGAAAGAAGGUUCCAAAUACUUGGUAUUCUCAGGCAUACAAGAGGACCCAAGAGACUGAAAAAGGGAAUGGUUGGCCAAAAAUCUUGGGUCAUUUCAUAAAAUGAAGUGUAAAUCCCUCUGAAGACUUAGAUAGAAGAGACUUUAACCCUUAGUCUGUAGAAGAAAAAAGGUAAAUGAACAGAACCUCUACAAAUUACUUUGGGCAAUUUAUGACACUUUUUGCCAUCUCGAGGACUUAAGGCUCCACCUUCCUGUCUAACUAGUAUUUUAAAAUGUGUUAGGGGUGUUGAUGACCCCAAAGUCAAGGGUUCAGAUCCCCAUACCAGCCAAAAAUAGAUGAUGUGUUAGUUACUUGGGGAACUGCCAUCGUGCUUCAGCAUGGCUAUUGAGCCCUUAUUGAUCAAGCUGAAGGGUACCACUGGGAGGACUCAUCCUUCUACUCCUAUUCUCUCUUGGAAGAGUAGUCCAAGGUCAGGGAAGGGAAUGGAUAGCAUCAUGCAGCCUGGUUCACUACAGAAACUAAAUAAUGAAGGAAAAAAGGGAAUCUUUUGUUGCUUUGGAGUUGACAUGUAAGUACCUUGAUAGAAAAAAAAAA